This is a messenger RNA of Gadus morhua (Atlantic cod), 1055 nucleotides long. RefSeq names its product ATPase H+ transporting V1 subunit G1 (gene atp6v1g1). Gene Ontology annotation, molecular function: ATP hydrolysis activity; proton-transporting ATPase activity, rotational mechanism. Gene Ontology annotation, cellular component: vacuolar proton-transporting V-type ATPase complex; vacuolar proton-transporting V-type ATPase, V1 domain; synaptic vesicle membrane. The transcript is spliced from 4 exons. Bases 125 to 481 code for a protein of 118 amino acids. The record is from RefSeq and is a predicted model, not a curated record. NCBI's taxonomy places the organism in Eukaryota, Metazoa, Chordata, Actinopteri, Gadiformes, Gadidae. Gene Ontology annotation, biological process: synaptic vesicle lumen acidification.
UCUAUAUGCGAUCAGGUGACGUGGUGCUGAUCAGCUGACUUGAGCUUCAGAGAGGCGAGUGCAUAAAACCAUCACUGACCUUCAACGUUUCUCCUGUUUUUACUCCCUUCAACGCAAAGAGAAGAUGGCGAGCCAAUCGCAGGGUAUCCAGCAGCUGCUGCAGGCCGAGAAGAGAGCGGCUGAGAAGGUGGCGGAGGCCCGCAAGAGGAAGAACCGUCGUCUGAAGCAGGCGAAAGAGGAGGCGCAGGCGGAGAUUGAACAGUACCGCCUCCAGAGGGAGAAGGAGUUCAAAACAAAGGAAGCUGCUGCUCUGGGUUCUCACGGCAACAGUGCGGUAGAAGUUGACCGCGACACCGUGAGCCGCAUGCAGGGCAUCCAGGCCAGCUACCGUGGCAACCGGGAGGUGGUACUGGGCGACCUCCUACGACUUGCUUGCGACGUUCGGCCCCAGGUCCAUGCUAACUACCGCAUUGCUGGCUAGACCUCCGGACCAACACACGAACGAGGGGACGGGUGGUCAAAAUAGAUUAACUCUCUAAAUGUAGGAUUUGGGAAUUUGUCAAAAACAACGAAAUGUCUCUUAGCUGAGGCCAUGCUAGGCUAUGACAUUCGAUCUCUCUUAGCUGGGACUAUUCUGACUCUAAAAUAUAAAGCCUAAAAAUUGGUGUACCGAUACUUAACGUGACCAUUGACACCUGGAUGAGUGAACAGGUGAACCUCUCCACCAAAACAAUCCCAUUAUGUAUAUGUUUGUGACCAAGCUCUUGGUUUUUGUCUGCGUUUUCUUUUGUAGGGGUGUUUACGUCUUUAAUGAUUCCAUUGUGAAAAAAGAUAUAUGUAUGGAUGUAUGGUAAUGGAAAUCUGGUUGUUAAAUUAAAAAACGUAUUGGUUUAGCCGAUAUUUCAAGAUGUAUGUUUUGUUACAGUGCUUUUGUUGCUUGUGAUUCGUAAAGUUUUGCUCUCUUCCUGUUUGUGAUUUCCGCCAUGUUCUUUGGUGAAUGGUUAAAAAAAUACUUAAUGUUUGAAACUGAAUGAAAAUAAAUUAUUUAAAUUUUG